AUGACUGGACAAAAUCAGACCCAGGUGGUGGAUUUCAUCUUUUCAGGAUUCACAGAUCAUCCAGAAUUACAAGUCGUUCUCUUUAAUAUAUUCUUGAUGAUUUAUAUCAUCACACUGAGUGCAAAUCUAGGGAUGAUCCUGUUGAUCAAGAUGGAUCCCCAGCUACAUACUCCAAUGUACUUCUUUCUCGGCCAUUUGGCCUUCCUGGAUGCCAGCUAUUCUUCAACUGUUACCCCCAAGGCAAUAACAGAUAUUUUAGCUGACAAGAAAACCAUUUCAUGGGCUGGAUGUCUUAUACAAUUUUUUAUGUUUGUUGCAUUGGUGACCACUGAAUUGUUUUUGCUCUCAGUCAUGGCAUAUGAUCGAUAUGUGGCCAUUUGCCAUCCAUUGCUUUAUUCCAGAAUUAUGUCGAAAAAGUGCUGUGUUUCCCUGGUAGUUGGUGUCUAGCUANUAUCCUUCUGUGGUCCAAAUGUAAUUAACCACUUUUACUGCAAUGACCCACCACUUCUAGCUUUAUCCUGCUCUGACACUCAGACAAAAGAAAUCCAGCUUUUUGCCUUGAGUACAAUCAAUUUAACUGGGUCCCUCUUCACAGUCAUCAUCUCCUAUAUCUAUAUUCUGAAUGCCAUAUUUAGAAACCAUUCUACUAGCGGAAGACACAAAGCCUUCUCUACCUGUGCCUCCCACCUGACUGCUAUUGUGAUUUUCUAUGGCACCCUCUUCUUCAUGUAUGUGCAACCAAGCUCUUCUCAUUCUCUGAACUAUGACAAAGUAAUUUCUGUGUUUUAUGCUGUUGUGAUCCCCAUGCUGAACCCCCUUAUCUAUGUUUUAAGAAACAAAGAAGUUAAAGGAGCCUGGAGAAGAAUGAAGGUUAAGAAAUUGUUUUUAUAA
Molecule: messenger RNA, 891 nt
Organism: Protobothrops mucrosquamatus (brown spotted pit viper)
Lineage: Eukaryota; Metazoa; Chordata; Lepidosauria; Squamata; Viperidae
Product: olfactory receptor 1030-like
Biological process (GO): sensory perception of smell; G protein-coupled receptor signaling pathway
Cellular component (GO): membrane
Molecular function (GO): odorant binding; olfactory receptor activity; G protein-coupled receptor activity
Source: RefSeq, a predicted model, not a curated record